CCUCAUCUUCUUCCUCACUCACUCACUCCCUUCGCACCUUGUCCUACCCUAACCCUAACUCUCACAGACACAGAGAAGAGAGAGAGAGAGAAAGAAUGAAGCUUCGUCUUCUCCUUCUUCUCCUUCUCCUCCACAUUUUUCAUUCCUUCACCGAUGGCCGACCGAUCUCCGAGUUCCGAGCACUUCUGUCUCUUAAAUCCUCCCUCUCCGGCGCCGGAGAUGACUCGGCGCUGGCCACGUGGACCGACUCGACCUCCUUUUGUGGAUGGGCCGGUGUCACGUGCGAUGCCUCCCGCCGGCACGUGAUCUCCCUUGACCUCUCCGGUCUUAACCUCUCCGGGACUUUAUCCUCCGACAUCGCUCAUUUACGUCUGUUGCAGAACUUUUCCGUUUCUGCCAACCAGAUCUCCGGUCCUAUCCCUCCGGAGAUCUCCUCUCUGUUUGGGCUUCGCUACCUUAAUCUCUCCAACAAUGUCUUUAAUGGUUCAUUUCCCGAUGAACUCUCCGCCGGGUUAGUGAAUCUCCGGGUUCUCGACCUGUACAACAACAAUCUGACAGGAGAUUUACCAGUUUCCGUCACCAACCUGACCCAGCUCCGGCAUCUCCAUCUGGGCGGGAACUACUUCGCCGGUCGGAUCCCAGCGGCGUAUGGUAGCUGGCCGGUUAUUGAGUACCUGGCGGUUUCGGGGAACGAGCUCGUCGGGAAAAUCCCUCCAGAGAUCGGAAACCUCUCGACCCUCCGGGAACUCUACAUCGGUUACUACAACGCUUUCGAAGAUGGCCUUCCCCCGGAGAUCGGAAACUUGUCCGAGCUCGUUCGGUUCGACGCCGCAAACUGCGGUUUGACCGGCCAGAUUCCUCCCGAGAUCGGGAAGCUGCAGAAGCUGGACACGUUGUUCCUCCAAGUGAAUGGGCUUUCUGGGCCAUUAACUCCGGAGCUGGGAACCCUUCCUAUCUUGGAAUCCAUGGAUUUGUCCAACAAUAUGUUCGUCGGCGAGAUUCCGGCGAGUUUUGCGCAGCUGAAGAACCUCACGCUCUUGAAUCUCUUCAGGAACAAGCUGCACGGCGCCAUACCGGAGUUCAUUGGAGAUCUGCCGGAGCUGGAGGUGUUGCAGCUUUGGGAGAACAACUUCACCGGAAGCAUUCCCCGGAAAUUGGGGGAAAACGGUAAACUACAGCUUCUCGACCUGUCCUCCAACAAGCUCACUGGAACUCUUCCGCCAAACAUGUGUUCCGGUAACAAUUUACAGACCCUAAUCACUCUCAGCAACUUCUUGUUUGGCCCCAUCCCGGAUUCGCUCGGAGAAUGCGAGUCCCUGACCCGGAUCCGCAUGGGCGAGAAUUUCCUCAACGGGUCGAUCCCAAAGGGACUUUUCGGGCUGCCCAAACUCACCCAAGUCGAGCUCCAAGACAACUAUCUUACCGGUGAGUUCCCCGUGACCGGCAGAGUCGCUUUCAAUCUGGGUCAGAUCAGUUUAUCCAACAACCAGCUCUCCGGUCCGUUGCCGCCGACCAUCGGAAACUUCUCCGGCGUCCAGAAACUUCUCCUGGACGGGAACAAGUUCACGGGUCUGAUUCCGCAGCAGAUCGGAAAGCUUCAGCAGCUGUCGAAGAUGGAUUUCAGCCACAACCGGUUCUCGGGUCGGAUUGCACCGGAGAUCAGUCAGUGCAAGCUCCUAACUUUUGUCGAUCUGAGUCGAAAUGAACUUGCCGGUGAAAUCCCGAACGAGAUCACGGGCAUGAGGAUCCUGAAUUACUUGAACUUGUCCAGAAACCAUCUCGUGGGCCCAAUUCCUGCGUCAAUAUCGUCGAUGCAGAGCUUGACAUCCGUCGAUUUCUCUUACAACAAUCUUUCCGGUUUAGUUCCGGGAACCGGUCAGUUCAGUUACUUCAACUACACAUCGUUCUUGGGCAAUUCCGAUCUGUGUGGUCCGUAUCUGGGUCCUUGUAAAGACGGAGUCGCCAAAGGAACUCACCAGUCUCAUGUUAAGGGGCCCUUAUCAGCCUCUAUGAAACUGUUGCUCGUCCUUGGCUUUCUCAUAUGUUCGAUAGCGUUCGCCAUAGCAGCCAUAAUCAAGGCUAGAUCCUUGAAAAAGGCGAGUGAAUCACGAGCAUGGAGACUGACAGCUUUCCAGAGGCUAGAUUUCACUUGUGAUGAUGUUUUGGACUGUCUUAAGGAAGACAAUAUCAUCGGCAAAGGUGGUGCCGGCAUUGUCUACAAAGGCCUGAUGCCUAGCGGCGACCAAGUCGCUGUCAAGAGGUUGCCGGUAAUGACCCGUGGAUCUUCCCAUGAUCAUGGGUUCAAUGCGGAGAUUCAGACACUGGGAAGGAUCAGACACAGACACAUUGUGAGGUUACUCGGGUUUUGCUCGAACCAUGAGACGAAUCUCCUCGUGUACGAGUACAUGCCUAAUGGUAGCCUGGGUGAGGUUCUUCACGGGAAGAAAGGAGGGCAUUUGCAUUGGGACACACGUUACAAGAUCGCUCUUGAAGCGGCCAAGGGAUUAUGCUAUCUCCACCAUGAUUGUUCUCCCCUGAUCGUUCACAGAGACGUCAAAUCCAACAACAUCCUUCUCGAUUCCAACUUCGAAGCCCAUGUCGCUGACUUUGGUCUGGCCAAGUUCCUGCAAGAUUCCGGCACUUCUGAAUGCAUGUCCGCCAUCGCCGGUUCUUACGGCUACAUUGCUCCAGAAUACGCGUAUACCCUGAAGGUGGAUGAGAAGAGCGAUGUGUACAGUUUCGGCGUGGUGAUUCUGGAACUCAUCACGGGGAGGAAACCGGUGGGUGAGUUCGGGGACGGAGUGGAUAUCGUGCAAUGGGUCAGAAAAAUGACAGAUUCGAACAAAGAAUCAGUCGUCAAGGUGCUGGAUCCGAGGUUGUCCUCCGUUCCCAUCAACGAAGUAAUGCACGUAUUCUACGUGGCCAUGCUCUGCGUCGAAGAACUGGCCGUGGAGCGGCCGACGAUGCGAGAAGUCGUCCAGAUCCUCACUGAAAUCCCCAAGAUGCGGCCGCCGAAGCCGGAGCCCAACGCGGCGGAGGACUCGCCAGCGUAUCAGUCGUCGCCGAUGGCAGGGAGCGGAAAAGACGGCAAUGACGUCAGCCGGGACCCACCCGAUCUCCUCAGCAUAUGAGUUGUUCCGGUAGGCAUUGGGGGCAAAUUCGUCAUUUUAAUCUACGUCGACGAUAAAUUAAAAAAAUAUAGCUCCCUUAUGGUUUGUGGGUCGUCCGGUUUAAGGCAAAGUAUGAAUUUCGGUUUAGUGUCCCUAACUCGCUCUUUUCAAGGUUUGUUUCGUUUUCCGUAGUUAUUUUUUUGUCUGCCCCUGUUUUUUUUUUUUUUUUUUUUUUUUAAGUAUUUUCGAAUAUGUACAGUAGGACGUGGUGGAGAAUUUCUAGUUUUCGGAAUUUUAAAUUUCAGGAAAAAAAAAUGGGAAUUGUGAGUGAUUUUAUGGUGUGA
This is a messenger RNA of Tarenaya hassleriana, 3454 nucleotides long. RefSeq names its product leucine-rich repeat receptor-like serine/threonine-protein kinase BAM1. Gene Ontology annotation, molecular function: protein binding; ATP binding; protein kinase activity. The record is from RefSeq and is a predicted model, not a curated record. Gene Ontology annotation, biological process: protein phosphorylation. NCBI's taxonomy places the organism in Eukaryota, Viridiplantae, Streptophyta, Magnoliopsida, Brassicales, Cleomaceae. The transcript has 2 exons. Bases 96 to 3131 code for a protein of 1011 amino acids.